CCGAGUCAAAUUUUGCAUACUCCACAAAGGGUCUAACAAAAGGCAUCUUUAUGCCUGACCCCUCAAACGGAAACUUGGUGGGCUCCUAUAAAAUCCACCAAACCUUCUAAAAAUUCCUUUUUUUUAUUCUGUUCAGCUUCAAGACUCUUCAUUUUUGUGCUUGUUGUGAACUUGUGAUAAAGAUCCAUCUUUCAUGUUCCUUUUGCUCACCUUUUUGUCAAAAACAUCGUAUUUUAGAAAGAAAAAGAGAGAGGUCCUUGUACAGUUGUCGGCUGGGACACAAAUUGAACAAGAGAAAAAAGCAAUAAAAUUCAGUGUUUAUUUUUUUUUCCUUACAUCAGAUCUGAGGCUGUUGAUGAAAUUUGACUAGUUUCGUCUAAGUUCAGUUAUAUUCUUUGUGGUUCCUUAGAAAAAGAAAAAGGAAUUUUGAAGAUUGUAUAUUUUGAGGCUGUGAGCUGAUUUCUUGAAAUUUUAUUACAUGUGUUCUGGCUUCUGAGGUUUAUUUUCGGAGGCUUUUUUGUUUUUUUUUUCCUUUCCUGAAGUUUCCUUUUUUCGUAAGAGAAUGGGGAGUUGCUUGAGCAACCAGAUAAAGGCUGAGAGCUCUUCUCAAACAGGCAUGGGUUCAUCUAAAAUGGUGACGGAUUUAAGUAACUCGAGCCUUAAGACAUCCGUGCCCCCGACUCCCAGAACAGAAGACGAGAUUUUGCAGUCUCCCAACCUUAAAAGCUUCACCUUGAGCGAUCUUAAAUCAGCCACCAAAAAUUUCCGCUCAGACAGCGUCUUAGGAGAGGGAGGUUUCGGCUCGGUUUACAAAGGUUGGUUGGACGAAAAUACCCUUGCGGCUUCGCGGCCUGGUUUGAGUAUGGUCGUGGCUAUUAAAAGACUAAACCAGGAUGGGUGGCAAGGGCACAAAGAAUGGCUGGCUGAGAUCAACUAUCUUGGGCAAAUUCGUCACCCGAAUCUUGUGAAGUUAAUCGGUUACUGUUUGGAGGAUGAACACAGGCUUUUGGUGUACGAGUUCAUGCCCAAGGGUAGCUUGGAUAAUCAUCUAUUCAGGAGAGGAUCAUACUUUCAGCCACUCCCAUGGAGCUUGAGAAUGAAGAUUGCUCUUGAUGCUGCAAGAGGGCUCGCUUUUCUCCAUAGUGAUGAAAUAAAAGUGAUAUACCGGGACUUCAAGACUGCUAAUAUCCUACUUGAUUCGCACUACAGUGCGAAACUUUCUGAUUUCGGGCUCGCCAGGGAUGGGCCCGCUGAUGAUAAAAGUCACGUCUCGACUCGAGUUAUGNAAGUGCCAAGGCCUGUAAACGAGCCGAGACGAGCUCGAGCUUGUCACUUAACCGCAAAAAGUGACGUGUACAGCUUCGGAGUAGUCCUUCUAGAAAUCUUGACCGGUAAAAAGGCCAUCGACAAAACCCGGCCCACUGGCGAACAAAAUCUUGUCGACUGGGCCAAACCUUACCUAACCAACAAACGGAGGAUUAUCCGGGUCAUGGAUACCAGGCUUGAGGGCCAAUAUUCAUUGGGCCGGGCUGUGAAGGCUGUGGGCCUUGCUCUCCAGUGCCUGUCCACGGAUGCCCGGUUGAGGCCCGUUAUGGAUGAGGUCGUAAAAGCCUUGGAGGAGCUUCAAGAUUCGAAAAACGAGAAAAAGGAAAAACGGAUAAAUCGACAUAAUCAUAACCAGUCGAAGGAAGCACGUAAAAACAAGGCUUAUUAUCCUAGGCCUUCGGCUAUCGUUCUUUAG
Striga asiatica is the source of this 1741-nucleotide messenger RNA. The record is from the annotation of a GenBank genome assembly. NCBI's taxonomy places the organism in Eukaryota, Viridiplantae, Streptophyta, Magnoliopsida, Lamiales, Orobanchaceae.